GCCGCCGUCCGGCCAGUGCUCCCGAAGCCCCACGCGGGACUGUGAUGGCCGGAGAGAUGACGAUCCUAGGAUCAGCUGUUUUGACUCUCCUGUUGGCUGGCUAUUUGUCACAACAGUAUUUACCACUGCCUACACCUAAAGUGAUUGGCAUUGACCUUGGCACCACCUACUGCUCUGUGGGGGUGUUUUUUCCUGGCACCGGAAAAGUGAAGGUCAUUCCAGAUGAAAAUGGGCACAUCAGCAUACCCAGCAUGGUGUCCUUUACGGACCACGAUGUUUACGUGGGGUACGAAAGCUUGGAGCUGGCAGACGCGGACCCCCAGAACACUAUAUAUGACGCCAAAAGGUUCAUCGGCAAGACUUUCACCCCAGAGGAGCUAGAAGCUGAAAUCGGCAGAUACCCAUUUAAGGUGUUAAACAAGGACGGAGUGGUGGAGUUCUCUGUGACGGGCAACGGGUCCAUGGCCGUCUCCCCCGAGUACGUGGGCUCCAGACUGCUGCUGAAGCUGAAGGAGAUGGCGGAGAAGUUCCUCGGCAUGCCCGUCGCCAACGCCGUCAUUUCUGUACCCGCAGAGUUUGAUCUGAAACAGAGAAAUUCAACAAUCGAAGCUGCUAACCUUGCAGGACUGAAGAUCUUGAGGGUGAUAAACGAGCCCACCGCGGCAGCCAUGGCCUAUGGUCUGCACAAGGCUGAUGUCUUCUACGUCCUGGUGAUCGAUCUGGGCGGAGGGACUCUGGAUGUGUCGCUGCUGAACAAACAAGGAGGGAUGUUUCUGACCCGGGCGAUGUCUGGAAACAACAAGCUUGGGGGCCAGGACUUCAACCAGAGGCUGCUGCAGCACCUGUACCGCCAGGUGUCCCAGACGCUCGGCUUCCUGCCGUCCCGGAAGGAGGAGGUGCACAGGCUGCGGCAGGCCGUCGAGAUGGUCAAGCUCAACCUGACCGAGCACCCGUCCGCCCAGGUGUCGGUGCUGCUGACCGUGGAGGGGGCCGCGCAGGAGGCUCCGCGCGGAGGCGCCGGGCGGCCGCAGGACAGCCGGGUCCCUGCAGAGAAAGCUGGGGGACGGCAGGUUCUCUUCGAGACGGAGAUAUCCCGGGAGCUCUUCGACACCCUGAAUGAGGACCUCUUCCAGAAAAUACUGGUGCCCGUUCGGCAGGUGCUGAAGGACGGCCACCUGGAGAAGACGGAAGUGGACGAGGUGGUUUUGGUGGGGGGCUCCACCCGCAUCCCGCGGAUCCGCCAGGUCAUCCAGGAGUUCUUCGGGAAGGACCCCAACACGUCUGUGGACCCCGACCUGGCGGUGGUGACGGGCGUGGCCAUCCAGGCAGGGAUCGACGGGGGCUCCUGGCCCCUCCAAGUCAGUGCCCUGGAGAUCCCCAACAAGCACCUGCAGAAGACCAACUUCAACUGAGCCUCCCGGCCACUGAUCUCGUCAGACCACCUCCUCCCGACCAGUCUCAGACAUCUCAAAACUUCCAGACACGAAAGUCGCACACUCUGUGUUAGGGGCGACUGAGACCAGACGGAUCUGUCUGAUCGUGGAGGGGUGCCGUUGCCAGACACUUCUGAAGGGCAGGUGAGCACCGCGUUCGCUCGGAUUCUGGAAGUAGAUCAUGUGCGUCUUACAUUCUAGUCUGUAAACAUUGCCAAUCGUGGGUUCCCAGUUCUUACUAAAUUGUAUUAGCAGGAGCUGGUCUUGUGUUUACUCGGUUAUCACAUGUACUAAUAAUCUGAACUAUACUUGAAGGGCACUGAGGUCAGAUACUUGGGGUGGCUGGGAGACAGCAGUGUUGUUGAUACAAGCUGCGUAGGAGUAAUAACUGCCACAUCGUAUGACAUUUACGUUCACGAAUUCGGUGUCCCCUUGGUUCCAUGUGAUCUGCAUUCUCCAGGUUUUUUAAAUACAUUCAUUGGAUCAGUUUCUCUCAAACAGCUGCAGAUUCAUGCCCACGCUCCGUGCAUUCUGGCUCCUGCCCGGGGGCUCCCCGGCUCUGCCCGGGGUUCCCGAGUCCCCUCGCCGGCUCUGCCCGCUC
Molecule: messenger RNA, 2034 nt
Organism: Molossus molossus (Pallas's mastiff bat)
Lineage: Eukaryota; Metazoa; Chordata; Mammalia; Chiroptera; Molossidae
Gene: HSPA13
Product: heat shock protein family A (Hsp70) member 13
Exons: 5
Coding region: 45-1412 (455 amino acids)
Biological process (GO): protein refolding; cellular response to unfolded protein; vesicle-mediated transport
Cellular component (GO): cytosol; plasma membrane; cytoplasm
Molecular function (GO): misfolded protein binding; ATP binding; ATP hydrolysis activity
Source: RefSeq, a predicted model, not a curated record